AUGCCGGGUGAUAUGGAUUCGAGAGGAAUGCUGGCCGUGUUCAUGCAGCCAGAUUCAUCCCUCGAUGAGGACGAUACAGGCGCCAGAUACCGAGAAACAGACGGCGUAACCACAGCCUGGUUAGCCUUUUACGACCUUACGAGUAUUUCCAUACUCUCAGAUUCGUCUUACAGGGCAUUGCGUGACAAUCGCUCAGAGAAAGAGGUCAGAGUGCUUAGUGGUAUACCCACCAGAGAGAGGAAAGCCGGAGAGUUGAUUUCCACGAAAGGCGGCUUCUCGGAAGAUGCUUCUGUGCUAGUCUGGGUUGAGAUGAGUUUAAAAGACAUGGCUGAUGAAGAAGAGCUGCAUAGAUGGUAUGAGGAGGAACACAUAAAACUUCUCUCAAAAGUCCCCGGUUGGAGAAGAAGUCGACGUUACCGCUUGGUUGAUAUGGAUACCCAUGUACCCAUAAAUAAAUUCCUUGCAGUGCACGACUACACUCUAGAGAACGGUCUUGAUGAUAGUCCUGAGAUACAAAAUGCAAGAUCGACACCAUGGAGGACCAAGAUUUUCUCCUUGUUGAGCUCGCAUACUCGACGGAAGACGCUUGAGCGUUGCUACAGAUUUGGCGCGGCACCGAGAGAUCUUCUGCAUCUCCCGAGUGCGGAGAAGGUUGUCGACACAUAUAUACCACAUGAUGGUUAUCGCCUUCACUAUCGCCUCGAAGGAUCCGUAGAUGAUUCAAGCCCUGUCUUGAUCUUCUGCAAUGGUCUGAACUGUGACCUGCACAUGUGGGAUGCAGCCAUAGCGCCUCUGAAGCAGCGUUUCCCCAACUUUCGCUUUCUUAGAUACGACACCCGUGGUUAUCGUUUCGAGGGAUGUGACAAACCGUUGACGCUCGACGUCGUCACAUCAGAUAUCAAAGCUCUUUUGGAAGCCUUACUCAUACAGAAAGCACAUGCACUCAUUGGCGUCAGUAUGGGGGGAAUUACCACUGUUGCAUUUGCCAGCCGAUAUCCAGAUCGCUUGGAGAAAUUCAUAGCAUGUGAUUUCGCCGUUUGUUCCGACAAGGCGAAUGAGGCCGCCUGGGAUCAACGCAUCCAAUUCGCCAAGGAUCAUGGCAUGGAGGCUCUUGGUAAGCAGUGUGUAGAGCGGUGGUUCACUCCAAAGAGCCGAGGCUCUCCAGAGUGGAAGAAGGCCAUCUCCAUGGUAGCUGCCGCGUCUGCCAAGGGAAUGGAAAGCUCUGCAAAAAUUCUCUACAACUAUGACGAGACGGAGAACCUGAAGGGUAUCAGGCUGCCGGGCCUUUUUGUUGUGGGUGCCAAGGACGGUAAGUGCAGCGAAGUCAUGAAGGGAUUUGUCGCAGCGAAUGCAACAAAUGCAGUGUUCCGGGAGGUUGAAGGUGCGGGACAUUUGCCGAUGAUUGAGAACGUUGGUGGCUUUGUUGACUGUGUCGAAGAAUUCUUGAGGGUAUGA
Messenger RNA from Letharia lupina, 1455 nucleotides. RefSeq lists its product as uncharacterized. The record is from RefSeq and is a predicted model, not a curated record. Bases 1 to 1455 code for a protein of 484 amino acids. The transcript is spliced from 5 exons. NCBI's taxonomy places the organism in Eukaryota, Fungi, Ascomycota, Lecanoromycetes, Lecanorales, Parmeliaceae.